AUGUUAGCCUACGGCUUGGCUGCAGACGUCGUGGAUGAAUACGUUCGAAUCAGUCAGUCAACCGCUCGAGUUGCCCUUCAACGUUUUUGUGCCGGGAUCAUUGAUCAGUUCAGAACCGAGUACCUGCGAAACCCUACAACUGAUGAUUUGGCCCGAAUACUGCAUCAAAAUGAACUGCGUGGUUUUCUAGGCAUGAUAGGCAGGAUUUAUGGAUAUGGCAUUCCUUCUUUGGUAUUCCCGGAUCUUGUUAAUUAUCUUAAUGUGUUGUACCGUUCACGGGUGUUCGAUGAGGUUCUGCAUGGUCGAGCUCCUCCGGUAAAUUUUACAGUUAACGACCAUGAAUACAACAUGGCUUAUUACUUAGCCGACGACAUUUAUCCGAAGUGGGCAACUUUUAUUCAGGGUAUCACACACCCUCAACUUCAGAAGGAUAAAAUGUUCGCUGACCACCAGGCUGCUGCUCGGAAGGACGUUGAAAAAGCUUUCGGUGUUUUGCAAGCUCGAUUUGCAAUAAUACGAAAACUGUCACUGGCGUACGAUGAGGACAUACUGCGGGACAUAAUGAAAGCAUGUAUCUUUAUGCACAACAUGAUUGUUGAAGAUGAGCACCACAACUACACUCGAGCCGAAGUUCUAAGAAGCUUCUACGAAGAAGAUCAACAAGAAUUUACACCAGCAUCAACGUCUACAACGCCACCGUUUGAAUUCAACGAUAAGUUGUUCUGUGAGAGAUUCAAAUUCCCAAUUCGUAGUUUUGAGCCUUAUGAAGCAAGGUAUUGGUAUCGGAAGUUGGAUGCUGGUAUGAAAAGUUUCUGUUGUAGCUUGAUGGCUGCCCUAUCAACCUAUCAUCUUAAUGCUUCUGAAGUAACACGAGCCAUGAAGGCUACCUUUUCAUAA
Molecule: messenger RNA, 897 nt
Organism: Chenopodium quinoa (quinoa)
Lineage: Eukaryota; Viridiplantae; Streptophyta; Magnoliopsida; Caryophyllales; Amaranthaceae
Exons: 5
Coding region: 1-897 (298 amino acids)
Source: RefSeq, a predicted model, not a curated record